UGCUGCGAGUGAUUGUGUUUUUUACUCCGCUGGCGGCGCGUUUCGUCGGGGACGCUGACAGCAGUAAUAAGAAGCUUGUGCUCGUGUUGACACGAAAGUAAAACUCCGUCUCUUAAUGAAACCAGCAUGGCCGUGUUUGAGAACUGCUCAGUUCUUCUGGAGCUGAAAGGUUUGUCCUUCAAGGAGAAGAAGAAGCUGAAAGCUGCGGUGACGGAGAGCGGUGGCAGCAUCUCCUUCGUGAUUAACAAGCAGUGCUCUCUGGUGGUGACCGGUGACGUGUCCAGCCUGAGCUCCAACCGGUUGCGCAGCAUCCAGAAGCACCAGACGCCGGUGGUGGAUGUGGCUUAUGUGCACCAUUGUGUGGAGAGAGGGGUUCUUCUUCCUGUAGAUAAAUACAAGCUGGACACUUCAUCUUUUUCAGCAGCUCCUCUUCUCUGCCCGCCACGGAGGCGGUCUCUCACCCCUCAUAAAGAGUCCAAAGUCCUGCAGACUGAUGCAGCCGCUGAUCGAUCUGGAGAGCGCGCCGCUCCUCGCGGUCCUACUCUGAGACCAGAGACUCCGGAGCGAGCCGGAUUUGAUCUGCAGAAGUUGAGGAUCUACGCUGAAACGGACCUCGAUCUCCCACCGUUUCCUGACUGUUUCCAAGUGGCCAAGUAUUCCGUCUUCGAGCAGCCGAACAGCUGUUGUGUUCUGGAGCUGCAGAGUGUCGCAGCAGAGGAGGGACGGCACUACCGGGUGGUCAGAACCUGCAGGCAUGCCACGGCUACGGAGAAACCGGCAGUCAAAGACCAGCUGGUGUUUGCGUCCACCUCCGAGGAAGCUCUGGAUGUCUAUGAGGCUCUGAGGGACUCCCUGGAAGCUUCAGGUCUGCAGGAGAGAAGCAGCCCCCCGCCGCAGGUCCUUGACCUGGGCUCCGCCCCCCUGCAGCAGCUGCUGCUGGAGGAGAAGCUGAACACAGGGAGCCUGUCACAGGAAGUGGGCGUGUUUGUGGAGCUGCUGUGGGCGGAGUCUCUGGGCUGUCUCGGCAACAUCCUUCGAGUUUCACUGGACAAGCUCAGCCUCAACGAUGUCAGCAGGGCGGAGGGCUUGCUGCUUCAGACUCAGAAGCAGCUGAGGGCGGGGAACCAGGCGGAGGCCUCGUCUCUCCUGGACGAUGUCUACACCCUGCUGCCUCAUAGAGAGCCCUGCGCCUCGCCCCCCAGCGCCAGGUUUCUCUCUCAGAAGCUGGAUCUCUGUCAGCUGAUCCGAGAUGUUCUGAAUGUGAAUGAGAUGAACCUGUGGACCUCUGUGCCGUCCUCACUGGGGAAGCACCGCGCUCUGAGGUGCAGCAUCGAGGCCGUCGCGCCUGACAGCUCAGAGUUCCAGGACGUCUCCCGCCGGCUGCACGGCAGCCCGGUGCAGAUCCAGAAGAUUAUGCGUGUCAGCAGGGGGGUGGAGCUUCAGACUUUUAAAAGUGAUCUUGGGAACAUUAAGCCGCUCCUCCACUCGUCUUCCUCCAAAAACUUUGUAGGAAUCUUGUCUCGCGGCCUGCUGCUUCCUCGUGUGGGUGUGGAGCAUCAUGGGAUCGACAGAACGGACGUCGGUAAUCUGGGCAGUGGAAUCUACUUCAGUGACGCCAUGAGCACCAGUCUGAAAUACUCCAAACCCGGAGGGACAGACGGCUCUCGGCUGCUGCUCGUGUGUGACGUUGCACUGGGAAAGUGCAGGGAUCUCUAUAGGAGAGACCUGACGCUGACCCGGGCCCCAGAGGGCCAUCACAGUGUGCAUGGGGUCCGCCGCACCCACAACACCCCGUCUGACUUUGAGGAUGAUGAGUACGUGGUCUACAGUCCCGAUCAGGUCAAGCUCAAGUAUGUGGUCCAGUUCAACGUAGAGGGGGAUGAGCUGAAGGACUUCAGUCCUGCAGUCAACACAUCAGCUCCACCGGGUCGGUCCUGCCCAGACCAAGAUGUCAGCAUGGACGAUGAUGGCGUUGAGGUCGUUGGAAACCCUCUGGAUGAUGUGACGGCUGGACUGCUGGACAGCUCUGGACAGAAGCUCCCCCUGCAGGCCGUCCACGUGAAGUGCAAACUGAUGGAUCUGCUCUCUCAGGUCGUCAUUUUCCAGAAGUACACCAAUCAGAGCUCUGUGCCCAUCGAGGCCAAGUACGUCUUCCCUCUGGAUGAUUCUGCAGCUGUGUGUGGAUUUGAAGCUUUCAUCAAUGGGAAGCACGUGGUCGGGAAGGUGAAGGAGAAAGAGAAGGCUCGUAAGGAGUACAAACAGGCUAUCGAGCGAGGUCACGGCGCGUACCUCAUGGACCAGGACGCCCCCGAUGUGUUCAGCAUCAGCGUGGGAAACCUGCCGCCCGGAGCCUCCGUCCUCAUCAAGGUGACUUAUGUGAGCGAGCUGGUAGUCAGAGAUGGGAGCAUUCUGUUCUCUUUGCCCGGGAGCGUGGCACCGUGGCAGGAGAGCGCAGCGCUCAACCAGACCACGCAGGUGACUGUGGAAAAGGUGUGCGUGACUGAUGAGGCGACAAGUUCGAAAGAGUUCACACUGGACGUGUCGGUUGAGAUGCCCCACGAGAUCUCCGGUCUGCGCUGCAUCACUCACAAAGUCAAGAUGAAGAAGACUGAGUGUAAGGCAGUGGUCAGCGUGCUCCCGGAUCAGGUCCUGGGUCCAGACGGUUUCCAGCUGUCCAUCAGCCUGUCUGAGGUCCACCUUCCCAGGAUGUGGGUGGAGAAACACCCCGACAAGGACAGUCAGGCCUGCAUGCUGGUUUUCUACCCAGACUUCGAAAUGGGCUCCGGUUCAGCAGCCGAGGAAGUCAUCUUGUUGCUGGACACGUCCGAGUCCAUGAGAGGGGGGUCGCUCCAGCACGCCCGCAGAAUCGCCCUGCAGGUUCUCAGGAAUCUCGGCGGCAACUGCAGACUCAACGUGGUUUUGUUUGGCACAGAUCACACAGACGCGUUCCUGACAGCACGGCCGCUCGUUGAGGUUCGGCAGGCUGCCGAAGACUUCAUCAAGCGUUCCCCUCCAGCAGGGGGCAGCACGGAGCUGUGGCGGCCCCUGCGAGCUCUCAGUCUGCUGCCGCCGUCCCGCGGCGUCAGGAACCUGCUGCUGCUGUCGGACGGCCACAUCCAGAACGCAGCCUUCACCCUGCAGCUGCUCAGGGACGGCUCUCGGCACAGCCGGCUCUUCACCUGCGGCCUCAGCUCGACGGCCAAUCGCCACAUGCUGAGAGCCCUCGCGCAGGCCGGAGGCGGAGCUUAUGAAUUCUUCGACACAAAAACUAAACACAACUGGGCAGAGAAGGUGGUGUGUCAGGUGAAGCGCAUGUCGUCUCCUGGGUGCAGCUCGGUGUCGGUGAAGUGGCAGCAGUUCAACCCAACAGCUCCUCCUCCCGUUCAGGCCCCAAGGCAGCUGCACGCCCUCUUCAACGACUGUCAUGCGCUGGUCUACGGAUUUGUGCCGCACUGCACUCAGGCGACUCUUCUUGGAAACCUGAGCGGGCAGGAGCUGAAGACCGUGGUGUCGACGAGUGAGCUGCAGAAGACCAGUGGCACCUUUGUUCACAAGCUCACGGCGAGAGCUCUCAUCCGGGAUUACGAGGACGGAAACCUGGACACUGGUGAAGCUGACCACGAGGGUAAGAAAGCAGAGCUGAAGUCCUUCAUCACUGAGCUGAGCAAAGAGUUCUCCAUCCUGUCUCAGUUCACCAGCUUUGUGGCCGUCGAGGAGAGGGACUUGGAGCAGCCGGAGGACGGAGUCACAGACAUCCCUGAGCUGGUCCUAGAGGAGGAUGUGGAUUUCUUACCGUACAUCAGCUGGACCUCUUCUCAGGAUGCUGAAAUGACAUCGGAAGAUGAAUCUUCGGAUGAUGACAUGGACUUUGACCUUUUUACUCCCCCAGAUGCUGAAAAGUCAAUUUUGGCCCAGCUGGAUUGUGUUGCACUUGCUGCACGUGAAGAAGAUGAAUCUUCGGAUGAUGACAUGGGCUUUGGCCUUUUUACUCCCCCAGAAGAUAAGAUAAGAUCUUUUGAUGACGACAUGGACUUUGAGCCAGACAUUUGCAGUCGAAUGGACUUCACCCUUAAUACAGAUGGAAUCCCAACAUUGGAAGGCACACUCAGCAUGCCCAAUUAUUGCCCCACAAUUCGUAGCAAAUGUGCUAUAAUGGAACAAAGCAGCGAACUAGAUGAGAGGGAAUUUGACCCCUUUGAAAGCGGAGAUUCUGAUUCUGAAGAAGACUACGCUGUUGUCACGACAAGGGCCACUGAAGGUCCCCCGAUGUCCAACCUUGACAUAUUCUUUCAGUCAGAGUCUUCAGCCAUGAAAGUGCCUCUUCCUCCUCCAGCUUCUAAAGUUCAGUCCUCUUCUAUCCCCUGCCUGUCUCUUCGUCCUCCUCUACCUCUUCGUGUUAUUGGAUCACUUCCUCCUCGUCCUCCGUCUUUUAUGCAGUCCUCUUCUAUCCCCGGCCUGUCUCUUCUUCCUCCUCUACCUUCUAAAAUUCAGUCCUCUUCUAUCCGCUGCCGGUCUCAUCCUCUUCCUCUUCCUGUUGUUGGAUCACUUCCUAAAAAAAUGUCUUACAAUCGUAUCCUCAGCCCGUCUCCUCCUCCUCCUCCUCCUCCGUCUUUUAUGCAGUCCUCUUCUAUCUGUGGGCCUCCUCCUCCUGUACAACAGUGGUUAAAGCCCUUACAACUCAGCUCUAAUGGAAGCAAAAUACUUUCAGUAGAAAAGAAGUUGAUGUUCCAAGGCAUCAGUCCUCUUAUAAGGAUCGCAUCCUCUGCAGAUAGUGGAUACGUUCCUGCCUGCCUAUCUACAGUAUCUAAAGAUGACGUUCUUGAGGAUGUUAACGAGAUUGUGACUGACUCCUCCCCAGCGGUGAAGCUGUUUGGCAGCGUAUCUUUACAGGACAUAGUUGAGGGAACGAAAGCAGAUGCUCAAGCUCUGGGAGUAGGCUGCACUUUUGGCGCACACUCACAUCCUCUCCAGUCCCCUUCAAGUCCAGCUUUACCACCAAAAGAUCGAUACAGAAGGGAAAGCGAAAUGACCCUGAAGAAACGUUUACCUCACACUCUGAAGUCCUCGUUCUUACCAAGAGCAGCUUGUCUAUCCUCUGAGAGAAAGGCUGCAGAACUGGGGCUCAAAUGGACAAAGAUCUUCCAGCUACAGAAACCGGAAGGAUACUGGGAGUUAACCGCAGAACUGGGCGAAUUGAUUAAUCUCAAUGUGGACAUCUUUGUCAACGUGCACCUGAAGAACAAAGGCAUCCAUUCUCUGGGCGUGCAGGCCCACACGCACAUCCUGAGGAUGGUGGCUACUCUUCUGGUUCUGCAGCUGAUGCGUCUGGAGAACAUGGAGGAAGGAAAACUGCUGCGCACUCUGUUUUGUCUGGAAGAGGCCACUCGGCUCAGGCCUAAGCACUGGCAGGAGGUGAAGGAGGCGGUGAACUGGGUGCGCUGGGCCGACCACCAGUAUCCCUGCAUCUGCAGCCGGCUGGAAUUCGGACUGAGCUGGGACUCGUCCACCCGGCAGCUGCUGGGCUACGAAGGCCUCCCGCCCUUCUCCUCCCUCAGGGGUCUGGAGCUGCAGAAGACCGGCAUCCUGCUGCGGGUCCACUGAGCAGGUUCACCUGACUCAGGGGGGGUUCAUACAUGUACGAAGCAUUUUACCUGUCUCACUCGCCACCUGAAUGAGCACAGAAAUGAUCACAUAUGAGAAAGACGACAGAGAUUAGAGAUUUAUUCAUUUGAAGUGUGCAGUCUGCUGCGGGGGCGACGCCUCUGGUGCUUUCUCUUUACCAUGUUUGUAUUUUUAAUGUUUCUCUUUAAUUCUAACUUGCUGUAAAUGUGCAGAACAGCUGCUUUUAUCCAAGAAUGUCAGCACAAAACCAUGAACACAUAAACACCAUUAACGUGUAGUGGCACGGUGGUGCUUUUUAUUGUUAGUUACCAGGUGAUCUUUUACUUUUCAGUUUGAACAGGAGCUAAACUGUUCACAACAAAAUUAUUCAACCAAGCAGAGACUUAGGAAUAAAAUUCAGUUGUUGAUGGGUGAGGAAAGUCAGUAGAAAUAACAAUAAAGUCACAGUUGUUACAGCCUGAUUACUCUAUUGAAAUGUAAUUGAAUUCAAGAGAAAUUAAACCUGAUUACCGUAUUUUCUGGACUAUAAGCCGCUACUUUUUUCCUAGGUUUUGAACCGUGCGGCUUAUACAAAGGUGCGGCUAUUCUGUGGAUUUUUCUUCCACCGCUAGGGGGAGUGCUAACCGGAAUUAGAAUAAAAACUAAGACAAAAUAAAUGCAAAGAAGAAUACGCUACUUCUUCUUUAGCAGAUAGAAGUAGAAGCAGAUUUCAAACAGAUAAAUAGAUAAAUAAAUACCGGUUAUUUUCUCUUGGUUCAGUCCAGUUUUAAUCAGCAAAGUUGCUGCCGUGUUAAAAGACACUGUUAGGAAAGGAUCUAUUUAGGUACAAACAUCAUUUACACUUCAAAAUCGUUCUGUACAUGUAGUAAAUAUCUAAUCUAACAACAUAAAUAUCUGCGGCUUGCAUAUCUUUUUUUUUUAAAUAAAAGUGGGUGCGGCUUAUAUACAGGUGCGGCUUGUAUAUCUUUUUUUAUUGUUUUUUUUUUUAAAUAGAGCGGGUGCGGCUUAUAGUCCAGAAAAUACGGUAAUAGAGUUUAUUAAAAAAGCAACAACAAUCCAGUACAGCCAGACUCAGGUCAGUGUGGAUCCUUCAAAAUAACAGACUGCUUUCAGGAAGGACGUGAAGUUCUCUGUGUGGAAAGAGACGAUAUCAGAGCAGACUGAAAAUGUUUUCCAUCGUGGAUGAACUGGAACCAGAGCGGUUACUUGUGAUCAGCUGUUGGAGCGUUAUUCAUGUAAGCUGCUUUUAAAAACCGGUUCUAAAGCAAAAGGAUCUCCAGCCCAACGUCCUGCUGGAAACGAGGCCCCCAGGCCUGGUCUCACAGGCUACACUGACGUUCAUAACGUUUGUUCGGGUUGGCUGGUUGUUUUUAAAAAAGUAGAUCAAUAAAAUAUCCUCUAAAAACUUCCCUGUGUUCUGGUGAAUCUGGUUAAAUGACAGAAAGCUGAGUAACUGGGUUACGGUGAUGGUUCAUGAUCCAGUUUUUAUGUGUUUUGUUCUUCACACUAGAAUUAAAAUCACAGCUACACAAUAA
Messenger RNA from Cololabis saira (Pacific saury), 7157 nucleotides. It is a transcript of the gene parp4, whose product is annotated as poly (ADP-ribose) polymerase family, member 4. The transcript is spliced from 42 exons. Gene Ontology annotation, molecular function: NAD+ poly-ADP-ribosyltransferase activity. The coding region runs from base 127 to 5601 and encodes 1824 amino acids. Lineage: Eukaryota; Metazoa; Chordata; Actinopteri; Beloniformes; Belonidae. The record is from RefSeq and is a predicted model, not a curated record.